Molecule: messenger RNA, 759 nt
Organism: Pseudovirgaria hyperparasitica
Lineage: Eukaryota; Fungi; Ascomycota; Dothideomycetes; Acrospermales; Acrospermaceae
Product: complex 1 protein
Exons: 5
Coding region: 1-369 (122 amino acids)
Biological process (GO): response to oxidative stress
Source: RefSeq, a predicted model, not a curated record
AUGACAAUCAACGCUACAUACCUUGCGCGGACUACACGGACGUCUGCUGAUUGGGCCGACGCAAGGAAUCGAGUUAUCCACUCAUACCGACAAUGGCUACGAGCUUGUCCCGAGAUCCAAAGCAUGUACAAGCUUAAUUUGCCGAUCGCGGCCCUCCGCACAAAGCUUCGUCAGGAGUUUGAAAGACACCGCUACGUAAACCAGCUGAAAACAGUCGAUGUGCUUAUCUUCCAGGCACAUGCAGAAUUCCAGGAAACGCUGAACUUCUGGAAACAAAAAACCAAUGUCAUGAAAUAUUUUCAGGUGGAGGAGGACAACAAGAAGCAACCACAUGACUUCAUGGGCAGGUUCUUGGAGGGACGAAAUUAAAGUGAGGAGAUACUUCGAAGUGUCUGUACAUAUUCAAAUGCCAGCGUACUGCUUUUCCUUGGCUAUAAACUCCGUGUAAAUGCUCAUGACAUGUCCGGUCCGAACGCCGGCUACAAUGCAAAAUUACAUGUUCGCAAUCAAUCUGUUUACUUCUUCUUGAAGUCAUCCCUGACUAUCUCAAACUUCUCUUGGACUACGUCACACAGAUCCAUCAGGUCUACCAGACCUUUGUCUAGCACGUCGUAUACACUUGCGUUGUCUAUACCAAAAGUCAGUACUUAUUCCCGUUUGUCCCAGCAAGGGAUCAAUAUACCGUAUGUUUGUAUUCUGAGGUUCAUUCGCGCCUCUGACGGGUGCGGAAUCGUGUAGCCACAGAACUCGACAACAGGA